Messenger RNA from Heteronotia binoei (common prickly gecko), 3009 nucleotides. RefSeq names its product chromosome 13 C17orf80 homolog (gene MTNAP1). NCBI's taxonomy places the organism in Eukaryota, Metazoa, Chordata, Lepidosauria, Squamata, Gekkonidae. The record is from RefSeq and is a predicted model, not a curated record. The transcript has 6 exons. Bases 123 to 1940 code for a protein of 605 amino acids.
GCUUUCCAUUAAGUUCAUGAUCUUACUCCACUUUCAGUUUCAGCUGUUGUGGAGCUGAAACGGACUCAAUAAAGCCUUAGAGCGACAGUUGAAGAAUGUAAUGCCCACAAUGAAAGCAACUGAUGCAAGUCGCCGGUAGUUCCUGGAAUUGCAGAAUUAGAGUUUUAGCCGCGGAUCGAGAUACAGAAAUGAAAAGCAUCUUGGCAGCGGUGGAAAUCUGUCCCUACUGUAAAAAGCCAUUUAAGCGUCUCAAGUCCCACUUGCCCCAUUGUAAGAUGGCAGGAGAUUCAUCAUUUGCUGUAAACGCUACUGAAAUUUCUUCUCCUGUCCCAGUAACUGGUAAUUCUGUCACAUCUGAACGUCUGAAUACCAAGAAGAAAGGACGAAUCAAAAGUACAGACAUGGCCUCCGGAAAAGACAACAAGAAAAGCAAAUCUAUGCUGAUGGGGAAUGAAGAAAAAGUAAAAUCAAAUUCUGUAGAAAUGAUAGAUACGACACCUGUUGCCAAACUGCUUGCAGCAGAUGAAGGUAUACAACAGCAAAUUAAACUUUCCACCAAAAAAUCACAGAAAAGAGAAAACGGCACGCCAAGAGCCCCAGAAAAGGACCCAGUACGUACACAGGCAGCUGAAAAAGAACUUCCAAAAACAAAGCUUUUUGAAAAGUCUCCUAGAGUACAAAAAAGCAGCAGCAGAAUUAACCUUGAUGAAGAGAAAUUUGUAUCUGGUAUCAUUCAAGAACCAGUGAUUCAGACUGGUAAAGCUACUUCUAAAUCUCCUGGCAAACUAGGUAAAAAAAAAUCUGCAAAACAGAGACAAGCUAAGGAAGAAUCUGCAAAGCUGAGUGUGUCUAGCGGGGUUGAUUCCUCCAUGGAUGAUCUUCAAUCCAGUCUUCAAGAAGUUAAUGACAAGGUAAAACUAGUGAUUGAAAAUCAUCGUGUGAGAGUACUGAGGAAGAGAGAUGAUUCUUCUGUUCAAAAUAUCCCAUUAAUUGAUGCUGCCAUUGGCAACCAGAAGGCGGGACACCAGCCUGUGGAAUCAUUGUCAGGCAGUGCUGGCAUCCCACUGGCCACUGAGAAGCAAAUUAUCACAGGAACAGAGAACAGAGUUUUAGGUUUUGAGCUUGAAGGAAAUACUUGGAUUGGAAAGACAGGAAAUGCUGUGGCUACAGUUGAAGCUUCUGAUGAGUGUUUUCUGAACACCUGCAAAACAGUUCCUCUUCAGCUAGCUGCAGGAGUAAAAAGUAUGAUGGACAAAAAUCAGUUAUCAGUUAUUACUCAUGAAAAGUCUCUGGUUUAUAACAAUCCUAAAUCAAAUCCCUAUUCUGCAUUUACAGAAAUACUUCAAAGGAAAGGCAAUGAUGAAAGAUGUAACCACAACCUAACUUAUUUAGAAAAUGAUACUGCUUUAGAUUCUGGGGUCAUUGUGAUAACCCCAGGCAACAGCUCAGAGAUAACUUUGAAGCCACCCUCAGUUCAUAUGUUAGAAAUGACUGCUGCCCAAAGGUUAUCAUCUCCAAAGAGAAGCUUACAGCCAGGUUCUUUGGGACUGGAGUGGUUUCCAGAACUGUAUCCUAAUUAUCAGAACUUAUUUUCAGGGAAGCCGAAACUCUGGGACACCAGAAUCUCCCAAACCCAGCUCAUUCUCCCACAUGAAGAUUGGCAAGUGUCUCUGAAGAAGAGAAGGUGCCUGAUGAAUGUAAAGCUUCAAGAUUUGUCAGCUUGGCUAGCUACAUGUAACCCAUCUCCCCGGGGGAUGCUAAGAGCGACGUGCAGGGAUGAGAGCAAAUCAGCCUGGAAUGGAUACUACAACCGAUACAUCAAUGUGAAAAAGAGUGGAGUGGCUGGGAUCUCAAUGCUCCUGCUUGGCUACUGUGUCCUCAGCUAUGCCUGGAACUAUGGAGACAUUAAAGAGAAUCGCUGGCGCAAAAACCACUCAUGAGAGCAAAAGAAUGUGAGACAGAAGGCAUGGUGUGUUUGGACUGACUGUUCAUGUUGCUUGGGGCUUGUUCCAGCAGCAGCAAGGGGCAUUGAAGAAUGCUGUAGGGCAGCUUUCUUAAGACAUACACACUUACUAUAUUUAGUAACUAUUUAUAUUUAGUAACUACUUCAGCACGCUUGGAGGCUGUAGAGAAGUAGGAAAGUUGUCACUCAUGGCCUGUUGGCUUGAGAAGUGACACUUGCAAAAAAUGCUGCUGUAUGUAGUACCAAGAUGGUUCCAAAUGCCUUAUGGCUUCUAUUAAAGAAACAUCCUUCUCUCUUCCUUUAUAUCUGGAGUCCAUAAAGACAAGUCCAGCUAUUUUUUUUUUUGGGGGGGGGGGGAUGCUUGGUCUUUCAUACCCAGUUCUAUGAAGAAGGUAUAAAUGAGGACCUAACUAGAGGGUACAUUAUUUAUGAGUUCACCUUGAGUCCUAUUAACCAGAUGUGCAUUGGGAGUUCUGUGCUUGGAACUUAAUUCCCAAACAUCUGGGGGCACGAUUUAGAUCAGGAUUAUGGCCCCCACUGCAUUUUCUCUCCAGUCCUAGGGAACUCUGCUGGGGAAACUUAUCUAUAUCUUACCUGUAGUCAUAGGUUUCCCCAGUACAGCAAUCAGUGGCUACUUAGGGCAGUGUCAAGUCAUGAAAAUGGCAUGGAGGGGAGGCUUAAGCCCAUUCUCUCUGGUCCCAAUACACAUCUGGCUUUCAUGUAUCUAGGAAAUAAGUUCUGAACAUGGAACUCAUACAGCAAGCCAGCAGAACACACAGCAUACCUCUAAACAAUGUAUCAUGUAGUUAAGUCCCAAGGAUAUAGUAGGAUGUAUAGGAUAGGACUCAGGAGACCCCCAGAUUGGUUUUAGAAAACACUUGAAGCUUGAGCAACGAAUACAUUUUUUUCAUAGAUAAUGAAGCCAGAUAUGAAAAUGCAUCUCAAAACAUGUUGUAUACAAAAAAGGAAACUGAGAGUGCUUCAUUAAUCUUAAUGACUGGGACCCUUAGUGUAAUAUGGUAUUAAACACGUUGCCUAUAUUUUUA